This is a messenger RNA of Punctularia strigosozonata HHB-11173 SS5, 1461 nucleotides long. RefSeq lists its product as uncharacterized. The record is from RefSeq and is a predicted model, not a curated record. The transcript is spliced from 5 exons. NCBI's taxonomy places the organism in Eukaryota, Fungi, Basidiomycota, Agaricomycetes, Corticiales, Punctulariaceae. Bases 364 to 567 code for a protein of 67 amino acids.
GAGAGCGCAACGAUCUCGUCGAGGUGAGCAAGUGUGGGCCGGGAGAUGCCGGCGUUGCAGCGGAUCGGAGCAGCAACGUCGCCCUCGGAUCUCUGCAUGCGUACUUACGGUGCGCUCUAGUCUCGAGCAGACGUUUGGGUGGUAGCUGGGAAACCCGCACGUCGCGUCGCAUCAACGUCAAAAAAAAGUGUCAUGCGAGCUACCACCCAAACACGAUCCCGACGUCAUCGUCAUCUCCCUCUUCGUCUAUGGCCACUCCAUGUCUCCCCACCGUCCCACUGCGCUUAACGUCUCAACGCGGGCCCUGUAUCCGCAUCACUGCCGAUGCCCGGUGAGGCGUAGGUCACUUGUCCGCGCCCACGUAUGCCCAAGUCGUUUGCCGCUCAAGGCCAACCAAGUACUCCGUCCGCGUCGGGCCUGCCCGACUCCUCGCAACCCCAGUGUCUGAUUCGCUGGAGGUCAUGCAUCAAACCCUGUCAAGACUCCGACGACGACACAUCUCUCUCGCUUUGUACGAACCCAUCUGCUGAUGUUCCUGCUGCCUGGAAGUUCUAUCAUGACGGAUGAACCACGAGAGAUACUCGUCUGGGCUAUCCAACUCGCGGUGAAUGAGUCGAGUAGCAGCUCAAGAAGUGUUGCCGGCAUCCGGUAGCGCUCCUAAUUCGAAGUCGUUGGCGAACACUGCAUAGCACCUCAUGAGCGCGUCGUCGCUUUUGGUUCGGACAUGCGUGCCCGAGUGCCACGAUUCCCCGCAUCUCAUGAACGACGACGGGAUUUCAAACCCGAGAUGCAGAGGAGGCACCGUAUGGCCGGUUACACUCAUGAUACCUCCGCGUACUCAACACUGAGCUCAAGCCGUGCUACACUAGUCACGCUGAAACGUAUCCGUGUCAGAAAAUGCCCUCAUCAUGUCCAAGGGCAUGAAAACACGAAUUGAACAAGGCCGUCACCAUGUGCAUGUGCCAGUCAACAUCGAUUCAACGGCGAUGCGGCACCGUCGGUCCUCCGAGGCUCUGACGGGCAACGCUGUGCGUCUGACUUUGCUCCCCUGCGCGGACUAUCGAUCGCAAUGGCACCUACUUGGCCGCAGCUCAUCCCCAAUCUGUGCACGCAGUGCGCCGUCGCGACCACCUUCCGGGUGUUGAACGUGCGAGAUGGAGUAGAACGGGGCGAGGUAGCUGGGAGGAGGGCGGAUGGACGAUGAACAUCAGAGAUGCGCACGUCGAAGACGCUUUGAAAUACAGAGAUCCUCGCGAUGGGAGCACUCUGAUCGCAAGAUGGGGGUGGGAUCGAAGACGAUAUGCAUGAGGACCGCGCUGCAACUCGUUGGACGUACCUUUGCUCGAUGGAUAUGAGAAACACGGCUGUGCGGGGGCGUUCUUUCCUCGGCACCCCGGUUAACCGCCAGUCAUAUUUGUACUUCCCCAUCAUGUCCAAUUCAAAGAAUAAUACACUGUCGAC